CUUUGGGCUGAAGUCCAAGGAAGUGCCAGCUUAUUCCUUUGAGAGAGCUGUUGUUGCUGCAGAUGCAGAGAGAUGUUCAGAGAUUGGCAGGGAUAUUCUGAGGCAGAAUGCCUCUGCUGUAGAUGCUGCCAUUGCUUCCUUGCUCUGUAAUGGACUCAUGAAUGCACACAGCAUGGGGAUCGGAGGAGGCUUCUUCAUGACUAUUUACAAUGCACACACAGGAAAAAUUGAAACUAUUAAUUCCAGAGAAGUGGCCCCUGGCAAUGCAUCAAGAGAUAUGUUUGUCAAUAAGACGGAUGGGGUGUCUUAUGAAGGAGGAUUGUCCAUAGCAGUUCCUGGUGAAAUCCGAGGAUACCAACUGGCACAUCAACGGCAUGGACGGUUACCAUGGAAAUGGUUGUUUGAGCCAAGCAUCAAACUUGCCACAGAGGGAUUCCCCAUUAGCCAGGCCCUUGCAGAUGCUGUAAAGAAAUAUAAGGAAGACAUUGAGAAAGACCAAUCUUUAUGUGAAGUAUUUUGUAAUUCAGAUGGUAGAAUACUCCGGGAAAAAGAAAUCAUCAAAUUUACAAAGUUAGUAGCAACCUAUCAGAUUCUUGCUGAUGAAGGACCUGAUGCAUUUUACAAUGGAUCUCUUUCCCAACAAAUCGUGAACGAUAUUAGGAAUGCAGGUGGGAUUAUAAAUCUUCAGGACCUGAAAAACUACACACCUCAAUUAUCUGAAGAUGUGAUAAACAUAUCAGUUGGAGACGACACAUUGUUCGUGCCCAGCGCUCCCUCCAGUGGGCUUGUGCUUGGAUUGAUACUGAACAUCCUGAAGGGCUAUAAUUUUACUCCAGACAGUGUUUCCUCUCCAGAACAGAAGGCCCUGACAUAUCACCGAAUAGUUGAAGCCUUUAAAUUUGCAUAUGCAAAGAGAAGUAUGUUGGGAGAUCCACGAUUUGUCAACGUGACUGAGCUCAUUUCCAAUAUGAUCUCAAACUAUUUUGCAACACAGCUUUGGAGUAAAAUCACAGACAAUACGACGCAUUCUAUAAGAUACUAUGAGCCUGAUUUCUACACGACCGAUGAUCAUGGGACUGCCCACUUGUCCCUUGUAGCAGAGGAUGGCAGUGCAGUGUCAGUAACCAGCACCAUUAAUUUCUACUUUGGAUCGAAGGUGAGGUCCAGCACAAAUGGGAUUAUUUUCAAUAAUGAAAUGGAUGACUUUUCUUCGCCGGUCAUUUUGAAUGGAUUUGGUGUUCCACCUUCCCCAGCCAACUUUAUCAAGCCAGGUAAGACACCCCUAUCUUCAAUGUGCCCUGCCAUUAUACUUGAUAAAAACAAGUCAGUGAAGAUGGUGGUGGGAGCUUCAGGAGGAUCAAAAAUCAUCACAGCAACUGCUCUGGUGAUAAUGAACAUGUUGUGGUUUAACUACAAUGUUGAGAGGGCUGUGACUGAACCCAGAGUUCACAAUCAGCUAUUCCCCAGUGUGAUUGAAGUUGAGGAAGCUGUGGAGAAGGCUGUACAAGAAGGUUUGCAGGAGAGGCACCAUACAUUGAAGAUGAUAACCAAGCUUACAUCAGGGGGUGUCAUCCAGGCUAUUGUCAGAGAUGAAGGAAAGUGGUUUGCUGAAUCAGACUAUCGAAAAGGUGGCAAACCUGCAGGUUACUGA
This is a messenger RNA of Carcharodon carcharias (great white shark), 1651 nucleotides long. Its product is annotated as glutathione hydrolase 1 proenzyme-like. Bases 158 to 1651 code for a protein of 497 amino acids. Gene Ontology annotation, molecular function: glutathione gamma-glutamate hydrolase. The transcript has 12 exons. NCBI's taxonomy places the organism in Eukaryota, Metazoa, Chordata, Chondrichthyes, Lamniformes, Lamnidae. Gene Ontology annotation, cellular component: plasma membrane. The record is from RefSeq and is a predicted model, not a curated record. Gene Ontology annotation, biological process: peptide modification; glutathione catabolic process; regulation of inflammatory response.